AUGGCCUUGAAAAGUCCCCAGCAUGGGAACAGUACCGAGUGUCACUACUGGGGCUACUCCUUUCACUGGACCGACCUCCAUCGCUCAGAGGAUGAGCUACGACCCCUCGUCCACACGUUUGAUUCACUCGCCGAUGAGUGUGUGCAGCGCUUGAAUGAAAUCCCAACCGAGGGGGAUUCGGAUAAGCCAUUCAAGAAGGAUCUAUACUCCCUACUGAAAAACAACGCUGCAGAGGAUCCCAAGCUACAGGAACUAUGGACCCAGAUAAACACUGUACCCGAAUGGGUUGACUGGCAGCAGAUACAGCGAGGCCAAGAUGUAUUCUUUCGAUAUGGUCUUCCAAUCUUGAACGUGCUCAGUUUUGAAAGUCUUCUCGGCGGCAUGGGCGCAAACCGAGUCGUCGAGACUCUCGCUCGAACCGGUGGCUUCGGAGCCAAAGUGGUCCGCCGCCGCCUCCUAGAAACCCUCCAACAUAUUCUGCAAGUGAAUAGUUCAGCAGACGGAAUGAAACCAGGAGGCGAAGGGCACAUCUCAUCUGUCCGCGUCCGACUCCUCCAUUCCUCCGUCCGUCUGAAGAUCAUGGGUCUGGUGGAACAAAAGCCCGACUAUUACGAUGUCGACAAGUACGGUAUCCCAGUCAACGACUUGGACUGUAUCGGCACCAUAAAUACGUUUUGCAGUUCAGUCGUCUACAUGGGACUACCGCGUCAAGGGAUCUUUCCCAGCACUCAAGAGAUCGAGGAUUACAUUGCUCUCUGGCGAUUAGUCGCAUAUUACAUGGGUACCCCAACAGAGCCGUUCGAAGACCCGGCCCGCGCACGCGCUACGAUGGAAUCUCUCCUGAUCUCGGAAAUCAACCCCACUGAGAUUGGAAAGGUACUGGCUAAGAACAUCAUCAUUGGCCUGGAGAAUACGGCACCGGCUUAUGCCUCCAAGGAAUUCAUGGAGGCACUGAGCCGGCUGCUGAACGGGGAUUUGCUUUCGGAUGAACUGGAGAUCCCCAAAUCAAGUUUUUACUACCGUUUGAUGGUCUGGGGCUACUGUUUCUGGGUCGCGGGGGUAGCGUACGUUAUUCCAAAGAUUUAUUUCCUUGACAGAUUGGCAAUCUCGAGAGAAAGGAACACAUCGCUGAUAUUUGAUAUUGCGAACCAGCUCCGCCGUAAAUUCUUCUAUUCAAUGCUACUUGAUGAGAAAAUGGGAUUGGGAGGAGAAUCUCGUUUUGAAUUCAAGUAUGUGCCUACCCUGACCCGCACCACUCGACUGGGCCAGCGGCGGAGCACCAAGUUCGAAAGACCAGGUGUAGAAAGCGUGGCGAGGCUGGGCUUGCUUGCUGCGCUUACUGGUGUUGUUACACUUCUCCUGAGUCUUCUCUUUGCAGUAAGAGUGUUUUCUGCGAACCAUCUCUUUCAGCUUGUUGGGGUAUAG
This is a messenger RNA of Penicillium waksmanii, 1425 nucleotides long. Its product is annotated as oxygenase MpaB family protein. Bases 1 to 1425 code for a protein of 474 amino acids. The transcript is spliced from 4 exons. Lineage: Eukaryota; Fungi; Ascomycota; Eurotiomycetes; Eurotiales; Aspergillaceae. Gene Ontology annotation, molecular function: oxidoreductase activity. The record is from RefSeq and is a predicted model, not a curated record.